Dendrobium catenatum is the source of this 2283-nucleotide messenger RNA. RefSeq names its product neutral/alkaline invertase 1, mitochondrial. The coding region runs from base 10 to 1857 and encodes 615 amino acids. Gene Ontology annotation, cellular component: mitochondrion. Gene Ontology annotation, molecular function: sucrose alpha-glucosidase activity; endo-alpha-N-acetylgalactosaminidase activity. Lineage: Eukaryota; Viridiplantae; Streptophyta; Magnoliopsida; Asparagales; Orchidaceae. The record is from RefSeq and is a predicted model, not a curated record. The transcript has 6 exons. Gene Ontology annotation, biological process: sucrose catabolic process.
UAGACUCUCAUGGCGGCCUCCAAUGCGAGACUUCUCCGUCGCAUAUUAAAAGGUUUCACUGGGCCUGCCAGGUUCUAUCGAAAUUACUACCUUUGCCGCCCGCCUGAACGCCGACCAUUUAAGGUCUUCCGGCCCGUUGGAGAUCGCACUUCGUGCUCGUGCGAAUUCUCUCCAAACGGAAGCCUCUUCUCGGUCAUCCCCUCCGCCGUCGUAGGCUUCCGAUGGUUUUCGACUUUGUCAGAGCCUCUCACAGGAGAAGACUCUUUCGAGAGGAUUUACGUUCUGGAUGCCAAAGUGGACGCACCGGUCGCCGAUGCCUCUGCGGCGGAUGUGGAUGGAGACUGCGAUGUACCUUUGUCGAAGGCGAAGGCGCCGGUGGUCAGGGAAUUAAUAGAGUCAGAGAGAGAAGCGUGGAGCUUGUUGAAAAGGGCGGUGGUAAACUACAGCGGUAGCCCGGUUGGGACGGUGGCUGCCAACGAUCCCACGGAGGUGGCGCUCAAUUACGAUCAGGUUUUCAUUCGCGAUUUUGUUCCGUCUGCGAUUGCCUUCCUUUUCAAGGGAGAUUCUGAGAUUGUCCGGAAUUUUCUUCUUCACACGCUGCAGCUUCAGAGCUGGGAAAAGACUGUGGACUGCUAUAGUCCUGGGCAAGGGUUGAUGCCAGCUAGUUUUAAGGUUCGGACGGUUCCCUUGGAUGGAAGCAAUGAAGCAUUUGAGGAAAUUUUGGACCCUGAUUUUGGCGAGUCAGCUAUUGGACGUGUAGCUCCCGUUGAUUCUGGUUUAUGGUGGAUAAUUUUGCUGAGAGCCUAUGGAAAGAUCACGGGGGAUUAUGCUUUGCAGGAGAGAGUGGAUGUACAACUUGGAAUUAGAUUAAUAUUAAAUUUAUGUUUGACAGAUGGGUUUGACAUGUUUCCAUCUCUUCUAGUAACAGAUGGCUCUUGCAUGAUAGAUCGUCGCAUGGGCAUCCAUGGUCACCCGCUUGAGAUCCAAGCUUUAUUCUACUCAGCUUUGCGGUGUGCUCGAGAAAUGAUUUCCAUCAAUGAUGGAUCCAAGAAUCUUGUGCAUGCUAUUAAUAACAGGCUUAGUGCACUGUCUUUCCAUAUAAGGGAGUAUUAUUGGGUUGACAUGAAAAAGAUAAAUGAGAUAUACCGUUACAAGACGGAGGAAUAUUCAUAUGAUGCUAUUAAUAAGUUUAAUAUCUACCCUGAUCAAAUUCCUUCUUGGUUGGUUGAUUGGAUCCCUGAAAGAGGAGGUUACCUCAUUGGCAAUCUUCAGCCUGCACACAUGGAUUUCAGGUUUUUCUCCCUUGGAAAUCUUUGGGCCAUAGUUUCUUCUCUUGCUACCCCAAAACAGGCAGAGGGCAUUCUCAAUCUAUUUGAAGACAAAUGGGAUGAUCUUAUGGCAAAUAUGCCUCUUAAGAUAUGCUAUCCUGCCUUAGAAUUUGAGGAAUGGCGUAUAAUAACUGGCAGUGACCCAAAGAACACACCUUGGUCAUAUCAUAAUGGAGGAUCUUGGCCUACACUACUUUGGCAGUUUACAUUGGCUUGCAUUAAAAUUGGGAGACCAGAGUUAGCUGAGAGGGCUGUGACGCUUGCUGAAAAAAGGAUAUCAAAUGAUAAAUGGCCAGAAUACUACGAUACCCGCACUGGUAGAUUUAUCGGUAAACAAGCAAGGCUGUAUCAGACAUGGACUAUAGCUGGAUACCUUACGUCGAAGAUGCUUUUGGAUAACCCCAACAUGGCAGCUAUCUUGACCUGUGAUGAGGAUCUGGAGCUUCUAGAAUUCUGUAUCUGUGGGCGCAGAAAAAGUUCUCGAACGAAAUGCUCACGGCUUGCUGCAAGAUCUCAGGUCCUUGUAUAAUCAGUCUCCCCUCCCUAUGAAAUUUCAUAAAAAGCUCUCAUUAAGGCUUACGGCUUUAUUUUUGCUUCUUAAAGCAGCUUUCUAGUACUAUUUUUUUUUUAUAUUAAAAAGCUGUUUUAAAAAGCAGAAAGAAAGCCGUCCCAAAGCCUAAGAUUCUAGCCGUACAUAUCACAUGUCUGGAAAGAUUGCAAUCUUCUUUUCUUCAUGUAUAGAAUAGUCAGCUUUUGUAUCUAAGCUACUGGUUUUUGUCCCAACACCAAUUCUUUUAACACAGAUGUAACUUUCAAAUUUUUAUAUGCGUACACAGUACGUAUAUCUUAGUGCAUUAUACAAUUAUCAACUUAUCUAUAUUUUUUGAAGCACCUGCCUUCUAUUGUACAAGUAAGUUGGAACAAACACACUAGCAGUUUUGCAUGACUUAACGAA